ACGCAUGUGCACUAUAUCACACAUAUCACGUCUGCAGCAUUGUAGCUCUACAUGUCUGUAUAAUAUUUGUUUCAUAAUAUAUUUGCUGUAGCCUCUAUAUAUAUCUGUGGUUUCAGAUAUACACAUCAAAAGCAAUGAAGCUGAAUGUAGUUUUAGCUGCACUUAACCUUGUUUACUUAUCAUGCAUAUUAGCUAGCGGCUUUCUAUGUGAUCAGGUGGCCUCCGUCAAAGAAGCAAAGCUCAAUGGAGUGCAGAAACACAAGUUUGAAGUGAUUCCCAUCGUUGGUGCAGUUGGUCCAGAGAGCUUUGCGUUUCAUCCCAUCACCGGUGAAGGGCCGUACACCGGUGUCUCCGAUGGCCGGAUUAUUAAGUGGAAUCAGCAGCAACGCCGGUGGACAAACUUCGCGGUCACGUCUUCAAAACGAGAGGGCUGUCAAGGACCACAGGAUUAUGAAACUACAGAAGACGUAUGCGGACGUCCAUUGGGCUUGGGCUUCAACAGGAGGACGGGAGAUUUAUACAUUGCUGAUGCAUAUAGGGGCCUCUAUGUAGUUGGGCCGAAAGGUGGUUUAGCUACUCUGGUCACAGCAGAUGCUGAGGGGGUUCCGUUUACAUUUCUCAAUGGCUUGGAUGUAGAUCACAGGACAGGGGAUGUGUACUUCACAGAUAGCAGCUCAGUGUAUCAACGCAGAGAUUUCGCAUUAGUGAUAAUUACGGAAGACAGCACAGGAAGAUUACUGAAAUACAGUCCCAAAACGAAGAAAACGACGGUAAUUCUCAAGAAUCUGACGUAUCCGAAUGGAAUAGCCAUGAGCAGAAACCGAGAUUUUCUUUUAUUUGCCGAGACUACUAAAACCAGGAUUCUCAAGUUGUGGCUUCAACCAUCAGCUAAAGCUGGAAAAGUAGAAGUAUUUGCUAAGCUGCCAAGCUAUCCAGAUAACAUAAAAAUGAACCAUAAGGGCGAGCUUUGGGCGGCAUUGUAUUCUACUACACCAGAUUCUUGGAUUACAAAUUAUAAAGCGUCGAUGAAUUUUGGCAAGACGAAAGUCUUGGCAGAGGAUGGAUCAGGAAUGGCAGUGAAGGUGAGUGACAAUGGGACGAUCACAGAAGUGUUGGAAGAUAAAGAUGGAAAGGUAUGGAAAUUGGCAAGUGAAGUUGAGGAAAGAAAUGGGUGCUUAUGGAUUGGAUCCGUAGUCAUGCCUUAUGCAGUACUAAAGACGACUUAGUGCAUUCGAAAUCCAUGUAUUGUUCUACAUUUAAGUAUUGCAUAUCGAUUCUGAUCGUAUUGAUCUUGUUAUUCGGUAUUUUUAGAUUGCAUGUGUGGUGCUGCUAAGAAUUAUUUGUUCCCGUCUAUUUUUACUCCAAUAGAAGCUGUUAUAUGUUUAUAUAUAUAAUGCCUCUCUUGGUUAUUUGGGCUGAA
Daucus carota subsp. sativus is the source of this 1420-nucleotide messenger RNA. RefSeq names its product protein STRICTOSIDINE SYNTHASE-LIKE 10. The record is from RefSeq and is a predicted model, not a curated record. Gene Ontology annotation, molecular function: strictosidine synthase activity; hydrolase activity. NCBI's taxonomy places the organism in Eukaryota, Viridiplantae, Streptophyta, Magnoliopsida, Apiales, Apiaceae. The transcript has 3 exons. The coding region runs from base 135 to 1226 and encodes 363 amino acids. Gene Ontology annotation, biological process: biosynthetic process. Gene Ontology annotation, cellular component: endomembrane system.